Pelodiscus sinensis (Chinese soft-shelled turtle) is the source of this 2268-nucleotide messenger RNA. The record is from RefSeq and is a predicted model, not a curated record. Lineage: Eukaryota; Metazoa; Chordata; Testudines; Trionychidae.
CGGGUGCGGUUCGCGCCCAGCCCCACAGGCUUUUUGCACUUGGGCGGCCUUCGUACUGCUUUGUACAACUACAUUUUUGCCAGAAAACACCAAGGGGCUUUUAUCUUGAGAGUGGAAGAUACGGAUCAAAGUCGUGUGGUGGCUGGCGCUGCAGAAGGAAUAGAGGAUAUGCUGAAUUGGGCAGGAAUCCCACCUGAUGAAAGCCCCCGCGAGGGAGGCCCGGUCGGGCCCUACCAGCAGUCAUGCAGACUUGAGCUGUACAAGAAAGCCAGCGAGGCGCUUCUGGAGCGCGGCGCUGCCUACCGCUGCUUUUGCACCCCUCGGCGCCUGGAACUGCUGAAGAAGGAAGCGCUACGGAAUCGACAGACACCACGCUAUGACAACAGGUGCCGCCACCUGAGCCCCAGGCAAGUGGCUGAGAAGCUGUCGCAGGGCUCUGACUACGUGGUCCGUUUCCAGCUGAAGGAAGGUGCCGAGCCCUUUCAUGAUCUGGUCUAUGGGUGGAGCAAGCACGAAGUGGCUGCUGUGGAAGGGGACCCGGUGAUCCUAAAAGGGGACGACUUCCCCACGUAUCACCUGGCCAGCGUGGUGGAUGACCAUCACAUGGGAAUCAGUCACGUUCUGCGUGGGACCGAGUGGCUCACUUCCACAUCCAAGCACCUUCUUCUCUACAGAGCCUUUGGCUGGGACCCGCCGCGGUUCGGCCACCUUCCCCUGCUCCUGAACAAGGAUGGCAGUAAACUGUCCAAACGGCAGGGAGACGUUUUCCUGGGGCAUUUUGUUCAAGACGGCUGCUUGCCGGAAGCCCUGCUGGACAUCAUCACCAACUGUGGCUCUGGAUUUGCAGGGAAUCAGAUGGGCAGGACGCUGGAGGAGCUCAUCUCGGAGUUUGAUGUGGGCAGAAUCACCACCCACUCAGCCCUGCUGGAUCUUGACAAGCUCCCAGAAUUCAACAGGAUUCACCUGCUCCGGCAGGUUGGAGAUGAGGGGCUGCGAGGCCAGCUGAGAAAGGGUCACAUAAGCAGCCUGAAGAACCUGGUGGCGCCUGAGUAUUCUUACUUAUGGGUCAAGCCGUCCGUGUCCCGAGAGCAGCUGCAAAGUGUCUCAGCAGAAGCAGAUGAGAUAGGAAAGCGAGUGAUCGGGCUGAUGGAAGGGCAGAUGGGUGCUCUGACUACAGAAGGGCUGAAUGAAGACCUGAGAGGCCUGGAGGAGCAGAUGAGAGGGACCAAGUACAGCAGCAUGAUGAAACUCCUCCGCUUGGCCCUCAGUGGGCAGCAGCAUGGACCCAGCGUUGCUGAGAUGAUGGUUUCCUUGGGACCCAGAGAAGUGUGUGAACGGAUUCGGAAGGUUCUGUCCAACUAGCAAGAACUUUCCCAGGAGGAAUGACCCCAGCAGACCGCACUCCCCUCCAGAUACUCCGAGCCCUCAGGACCCUGGUCUCAUCUUUGUGGUCCGUAUUUUAGAGGAGCUGGAUCUAGGGGAUGCAGUUGAGUUCAGAUUCAAAUCUGCUUCGUUGUCUACUUCUCGUGGGACCAGGCUGGUGUUCACAGUGGGACCUAGAGGUCUUCAUCUUCACUGUAUGCGCAAGUCCAGCCUGGCGUGGCAGGGACUGAAAGUGGUUACUUCUGAUGGCUGCUUGAUUUCCUGCAAGCCAGCAGCGCAGCGAUCGCCUCCUGGAGCAGUGUCCACGUGACCCAGACACCAUCCCAGUGGAUGCCAAUUCGCCCCCAGCUGGCAAUCUUAGCAGAGAAGUCACAUGUAAAUAGGCAACCGAAGGGUGAUCCCCUCAGCCGUACAAAAUGCCCUUGCAGGUCUGGCAUUGGGUGCAUGUUGGUGGCAGGCUGUUGUGGAGGGAAGUGUACACUUUCCAUAUCCCCAUGACUCGAACUUUUCUUUCCAACAUGGUAACUCCCACAUUUCACAUGAGUAUUUUAUUCUCCUUUUUAAAGUCCCGGAUGUUUUUGGUUUUGAACUGGAGCCAUCAAAAGAGAAUCGAAUAGCAGUUGCUGUGCUGGCAUAUCAGUGUAUUUGGUCAUUUCUACUAAGCAAUUUAAUUUGCAAACCCUCUUUUUUUGGACAAAUGCACUUUCAUUUUCACGUGAAAUUGGGCUGCUGGAUCCUUUCCUUGCAGAGACUCCUACCUGCCUCCCCACAAAACCCCUUCAUGAGCGUAGGAGAGAGAAGCCUGCACAUCUGUACAGCUGUGUCUAAAUGUGAAGUGGGUGUGUAACUCUUUUUACAAUAAAAAGCUGUGAAUGUUUCACUGGG